GGCAUCCUCCCUCCCACAUCCUGCGGGCUCUCCAAGGCCUUUCUAUGCUGUAGUGCAUCUCCCAUUCAGACCACUGCGUCGGCUCUCUGUCCUCUGCUCUGACUUCCCUCCAGCCUGCUCUCCACAUGGCAGCCAGAGAAAGCUUUCAAAAGGUGGAACUACACGUCCACCUAGAUGGAGCCAUCAAGCCCGAAACCAUCUUAUAUUAUGGCAAGAAAAGGGGCAUUGCCCUCCCUGCCAACACACCUGAGGAGCUGCAGAACAUCAUCGGCAUGGACAAGCCGCUCAGCCUCCCAGAAUUCCUGGCCAAGUUCGACUACUACAUGCCUGCCAUCGCGGGCUGCCGGGAGGCCAUCAAAAGGAUUGCCUACGAGUUCAUGGAGAUGAAGGCCAAGGAGGGCGUGGUGUACGUGGAGGUGCGCUACAGCCCACACCUGCUGGCCAACUCCAAGGUGGAGCCCAUCCCCUGGAACCAGGCCGAAGGGGACGUCACCCCGGAUGAGGUGGUGGCCCUAGUGGACCAGGGCCUGCAGGAGGGAGAGCGAGACUUCGGGGUGAAGGUGCGGUCCAUCCUGUGCUGCAUGCGCCACCAGCCCAGCUGGUCCCCCGAGGUGGUGGAGCUGUGUAAGAAGUACCAGCAGCAGACCGUGGUGGCCAUCGACCUGGCUGGGGAUGAGACCAUCCAAGGCAGCAGCCUCUUCCCAGGACAUGUGCAGGCCUACGAGGAGGCCGUGAAGAGCGGCGUUCACCGCACGGUCCAUGCCGGGGAGGUGGGCUCGGCGGAGGUGGUGAGAGAGGCCGUGGACACGCUCAAGACGGAGAGGCUGGGCCACGGCUACCACACCCUGGAGGACGAGGCCCUUUACAACAGGCUGAGGCAGGAAAACAUGCACUUCGAGGUCUGCCCCUGGUCCAGCUACCUCACCGGCGCCUGGAAGCCGGGCACGGAGCAUGCGGUUGUUCGGUUCAAAAAUGACCAGGCGAACUACUCACUCAACACGGACGACCCACUCAUCUUCAAGUCUACCCUGGACACAGAUUACCAGAUGACCAAGCAGGACAUGGGCUUCACUGAAGAGGAGUUUAAGAGACUGAACAUCAACGCAGCAAAGUCCAGUUUCCUCCCAGAAGAUGAGAAGAACGAGCUUCUUGAGCUGCUCUAUGAAGCCUAUGGGAUGACAUCUCCGGCCUCGGCAGGGCAGCAUGCAUGAAGACAUGGUGGCCAUCUCUCUGAGCCCUCACCCUGUGGAUGGAUACGUCACUACUCUGGGGUCAAGCGACACGCUCCCCUUUACUCCUUCCAGGGAGACCAUGAUUUCCAAAGUCAGCUACUGAUACUCUGAAGCCUGUGUGCCUAUUUCUGUACACAUGUAUACCUCAGCAGGGCCGGGUCCCUCCUCUGAUUGUGUGCCCGGGCCUGGAUCAGGGCCUGGGUCUGGGAUUGGCUGAGUCUGAAUCUCUCCCCUGUGGUGACUUAGGAUGAAAAUCUGGUGCUCAAUAAAGAAGCCAAUGGCUGGGGUCGUGCAA
This is a messenger RNA of Vicugna pacos (alpaca), 1527 nucleotides long. NCBI's taxonomy places the organism in Eukaryota, Metazoa, Chordata, Mammalia, Artiodactyla, Camelidae. The record is from RefSeq and is a predicted model, not a curated record.